Molecule: messenger RNA, 1607 nt
Organism: Sphaeramia orbicularis (orbiculate cardinalfish)
Lineage: Eukaryota; Metazoa; Chordata; Actinopteri; Kurtiformes; Apogonidae
Gene: mrps7
Product: mitochondrial ribosomal protein S7
Exons: 5
Coding region: 55-744 (229 amino acids)
Biological process (GO): translation
Source: RefSeq, a predicted model, not a curated record
GGCAUCUGCCAAAGGUACUAAUUUGGGGUCCUGACUGCUUCUCACAUUUUCAAGAUGGCCGCCUCCAUAUCAGGUUUAUUAAAACCUUGGAUACCAAGAGUGUUCCUGGUGAGAUGGAGCAGGUACAACCCUUACUAUCUGGAGCCAGAGGUGAGAAAGGAGGUCUACAACAGGCCGGAGACAGAGCUUAGUGCUGAGGAGAAGGAGCAACAGGAGCUCAAAGAGAUGAGAUCCAUCAAAGCAGCAACGGGCGGGAUCACCAGUUCUGUGUUUAGCGAUCCAAGCAUUAGUAAAUUCACCAACAUGAUGAUGAAACAUGGAAACAAGGCUUUGGCCAGAGAGAUCAUUUCAGUUACAUUGGAGACUGUAAAGAGGAAACAGGUGGAGAAAUACCACAAAGCCCCAGCGGGGAAGAAAGAUGAGAUCGAGUGCAACCCCUACGUCAUCUUCCAUCAGGCUCUGGAGAACUGUAAACCUGUGGUUGGACUGAUCAGCGUGCCGAAAGGUGGAAGGUUCUAUCAGGUUCCCGUCCCUCUUUCGGAGAACAGACGCCGUUUCCUUGCUAUGAAGUGGAUGAUCACAGAAUGCAGGGACAACAAGCACAGAACCACACCCAUGCACGAAAAACUUUCCCAGGAACUGUUGGCAGCCUUUAUCAAAGAGGGAAAUGUGGUCAAGAAGAGAAAUGAGAUGCACAAGGUGGCUGAAGCCAACAGAGCUUACGCCCACUACCGCUGGUGGUAGAGAUGUGCACGGCAAGAUGGACAUAUGUUAAUUAUAUAAAGUGCUAUUGUAAAUACUGUAAACCAGGAUCUAUCUCCGACAGGACAACUGGUUUACACUUGUCUGGUUUUAUAUUGAAAAACUGCUCUGUGUAUUGUUAACUGUGUAUUCUGAUAUCUAAGAAAAACACAUUAAACACAAAUAUGGAAAAAACUAAUAAGAUUUAUUAGAACAAACAGAUCUGCAUUAAAUGUACAAUCCAAUCAUAAAAAAGGGAAUGAGUAAUGUAAAAAUGAUUGUGCAUUACAAAACUAUAGAAACAUAUACUGCAGUCAGUACUGAGGCCUGAAAGGACUGUCCAGAGUUUGAUUUUUCAUUGCAUAAAGUCCUAUUUAACUCACAGAUUAGUUUAACAUCAAAUAAACCUACUUUUACCUCAAACUAGGUCUCACCUUGACAAUAUUUUCAUAGUUUUUAUAGCUGAAAUUUAACUUAUAAUUAACGGAGGAUUGUUUUGCUCCGAGUUGGUCGGAAGAUGAUUUGUCAGACUGCUGUGAAUGCAACGUAUUUAAAGUAAGCUUGCCUUAUUUGCAGAUUUUUAAAUAUUCUGAAUUCUAAAACCUAUUUUUUGGGUUUGAUUCAAAGGAAAAACUUUGGUAGUAAAACAAAUGUCCAAUCCACAACACACUCCACAUAAAACAGACCUCAGCUACAUAGUGUUACAAGUGUUGGUGGAACCUGAACACAACAAGAACUAAAAUGUUUACUCCUCUAGCACUCCAACAACCAGAAAACUGCUUAAUGAGUCAAACAUUCCCCAUUGGCUGUGUUAUAUUGGCAUAUGGUGUUUUAUAAACAAACUGCUGAAUUUAAAUAAACUUGUA